AUGUCUCUGCUGAAUGAUCCAGAUUAUAUUAUCCACCAACUCCGUAUUGGUUAUCUCCGUCGUGUUGGAGAUCGUUUUGGCGAACGCGUUAUAACUUUCAACCCUACCGUUCUUUCAAAUGACUAUAUUAAGACUGCUGCAUCUUCCUACCCAGAGAUGUUAGCUUGCCAUUCUCCGAACAUUAGUAUGUUGGGAAAUGAUUAUUUUAGUAGCAAGAGCAUAGUGGGUGGUGCCGCUAGUUCACCAUUAUCUGGUGAUCGGCAUAAAACAAUGUACCACUCAAAUAGGAAUAUGGACACAAAUUUAACGCAAGUUUCCAAAGAAGAUUCAAGUUUUAAUAACGAAAAUGGUGAUAGUGAUGAAGAUAUCGAUGUUGACGACGAAGAUAGUAGUAAACAACAACAACCUUUGUUUACCAAACUACGUUUACCCAAGCAAAUUGUAGCACCCCCACCAGUGUUUGUAACUUCACCCUCAAAACCACCGACUUCACGUCCAAGUUUAGUAGCUCAAUCAUUUUCACCUGGUGGUGAUGCAUUGAAAACUUCACCAGAUAGUAUACUUGGAAUUUCAUCUACUGAACAAACGCCACAAUUAUCACCGACUACAUCAGCCGAAAGUGACAGAGUUCUUGCCGCUGAAAGAAGGGGCUCGGAAGCGUCAUUGUUAACAACUGAUGGUACAGAUAUACCGUCUAGUCCACCUCCGAGACCUUCAUUAUCUGCAGCAGAAGAAAGAAAAUUUUUACCAGACCCACAAAAAAUUAUUCCAAAACCAAAGCCAUUUUCUGCAUUAACAGCAUUAAUUGCAGAAAAGAAGAGUAAAUUGGACAAUCCAUUUGUAGAAGAAUACAGCUUUUUUGCUGGAAAAGGAGACCUUAAUCCAUUAACAUUGAAAAUAUUUCUUCCGUUUAGCAAUAAGCCUUUACAACCACUUGUUGUGGUGGUCAAAAGGGAUGCUUCCGUUGAAGAAGUUAUUGGAUAUACAUUAUAUCAGUAUUGGGAUGAGAAAAGAGAACCUGCUUUGGAAUCAAAGUUAUGUGAUGUUUUACAAUGGACUAUGAGAAUAGUGGAAGAUGAUGGUGAAAUAGAUUACGAUUUUCCUGUUCCUGAUAGAACACGGAAAAUAUCUAAAUUCGCCACUGAUCAAUUUGCGUUAUGUAAAGCGAAUCCCAAUCAAGUUAAGCAAAAUGAAGCAGUUUCCGCUAAAACAAGACAACCGCCCAAAGAAUCAUUGUCAAAUCCAUCUAUAAAGUCGAAUGGAACUACCGUUCAUGCAGCUUCUUCAACCACGACAGUUACCUCAAGUACAUCAGCUGCUGUAUCUACUAUUGACUUAACAAAUCAAAUCUUUUUAAGGAUUAGGCUUACACCUAAUUCAGAGGUUGCACAUACUACAACCAUCAAUGUAUCAGCCGAUAUGCACUUUUACGAGGUUCUUGAAAUGGUUUGCCGUAAACGUAAAUUAGAUCCCAAGGAUUAUACUUUCAAGAUUGCCGACACAAAUAACUAUAUAAAUCUUGAAAAGACCGUAGAAAGCAUUGGGAAUUCUCAGGAGUUAUCUCUCGUACCAAAACAAUCUGUUAGUUCAUCAUCUAAUACUGCUGAAAGUCCAACUAGUCCUACGACUCCUAAAGGAACGAAGCGGCGAAUAACUGAACCGCCUCAACCACAAUACGUGUCGUCCAAUGAAUAUAUGUCUGUGUACAAGAAAUACACAGUUAAUCGGAAAAUACCAAUGUUUGUUGGGCGCCAUGAGCGUGUAUUAGCAAUUGAUGGUGAUUAUAUUCAUAUCAUGCCCUCAGAAACAAGAACUAUGUUUGAAUCAAUGAAAACGUCAUCAUAUCACAUUACAAAUGUUUUGUCGUGUAAGACGAAUAAAAAGGCACCGUUAAACUUUAAAUUGGAGAUAUAUCGAGAUUCUGGUACAAAGACAUACGAUUUUGAAGCAGAAUCUGCUAAACUAGCUACUGAAAUUUGUCAAAAAGUCAAAUUUCUUGUGGGGCUGUAUAGUGAUAAGUCAGGGAUAAAAACAAAUUUAAAAAGUUAG
Funneliformis mosseae is the source of this 2049-nucleotide messenger RNA. The record is from the annotation of a GenBank genome assembly. Lineage: Eukaryota; Fungi; Glomeromycota; Glomeromycetes; Glomerales; Glomeraceae.